AAGAGCGGAUUUCAUUAGGCAAGAAGGGUACUCGUCGUCUAAAGUCCAUGUUGUCGAUUGCGUGGAUGGCCCCCGGUUGUCUCGUUGACGAGAGAACUAUACGGGAAACUUAGAUCGAUAGACGGUGUGGGGUAGGACCUGUCGUGGUGCCGGCUUCUCAUCACUCCGGUUCUGGUAUUUCUUGAAGAAUUUUGGAAAGCUGGAGGAAAAAAAUGUCCUGUUUUGAGACUUACUGACGCAACUCCUAGGAAGAUGGCAUUGGGACGACAUGUCCCUCAUCGCUGGGUGUGGCGUGUGUGUAGACAUUGGUUCCCACAGUUGUUCCUCCUGACUUGCUUCAUCUAUCUGGUGUUCUACGUCGUCACUCAAAUUGAAUUUGACGCCCCUGUCAGCCUCAGUCGGCCCAAAAGCAUCAGACAGCACGAGGACUAUCCGUGGGUAGAUGACAAGUUUGCGCCGGUCAAGAAACCGCCAAGCGGUGCUGACGUCUCGGACUCCAUGCAGGCUCAGAACGCCUCUCGAUCGCAAGUGAAGGACAGCGACAAGGAACGACAAGAUACGAAGGAUGCCUGGAACAAUGAAUAUGAACCAAACGGGUUCAUGGAGCAGCAGGCUGCAAUACAGAUGGAGCGGCGAAGUCAUGUCAACAAGGCCUGCAGCAACUAUCCCAAGCUGUCGCAGGGAAGCCUCAACAUGGAGACACUUCGUCACAUCUACGUCCACGAAAAACACAAGAUUCUCUACUGCUUCGUGCCAAAGGUUGGAUGCAGCAACUGGAAGCGGGUGCUGAUGGUACUUGCCGGUUUACGCGAGGAGACGGAGGGCAUCUCAUCAAACGAGGCCCACUUCAAGAACGGCAUGAAAAGAUUGAGUGCCCUGACUCCGUCGGAGCAGAAAAUCCGACUAAAGACGUACACCAAAUUCAUGUACGCGCGCCAGCCUUUCCUCCGUAUCCUAUCGGCUUACAGGAACAAAUUUGCCGAUAUCAAAAUGUAUCGGAAGGAACCGUACUUCCAGGGUUUUGCCAAGCGGAUCAUGAAACAUUAUCGCAAGGACGCCACGCCUCGGGAACUUCAAACAGGCGAGAACAUCACGUGGCACGAGUGGGUGACAUACUUGACCAACCCAACCGAGAGGGCAGGCUUCGACGACCAUUGGCAGGAGAUCUACAAGAUGUGCUCGCCUUGUAAGGUCAAGUACGACUAUCUCGGCAAACUGGAGACUAUCGGUGAUGAUGCUCGGUACAUGCUGACGUCACUAGGGCUUCAAGACCAGGUUUCAUAUCCAACCAAAGCCAACAGUCACCCGACAAACAGUUCCAAAACAUAUGAUGAAUACUUUAAUCAGGUACCAAAGGCUACGUUGCAGAGACUAUGGGAACUCUAUCGGCUGGACUUUGAGCUAUUUGGAUAUGCUAAGCCUGACCUCAUGUGAACCAUCAGGUGUGCGUCCCAGAACCUUCGGCCACUUUGAACUUAACCAUUCUCACAAGGGGUGCAGACCUUCGUUUAAGCUACCAAGCCCAAGGCAGUCGGCGCAAGCGCGGCCAAAUCAAAGGCCACCUAGCACAAAAACAUGACAAUGGAUAAUGAGGGUAAAAAACAUAUCCGUGCACGAAGUUCAAGUUGUUCCCGAAGUUCAAGCUUAAAAUUGUAGUCGGGAAAUAUGGAGUGCCAACAAUGACAAAUCUGCGUGAAGAUACACGCACUCGCCCUUUGCAACAAGAUUCAUAGAAUACCGUGGCAGUUAAAGUCGUGCAAAGAUGUGCAAUUUGACAGCGUAUGGGUAGGGUAUUUGAGACCAGUGAAGCUGCGCGCGUACCAAUGUAUGAUGUCCGAGAGUUGACGCCUAUAGAACAUGUAUCAACAGUAACACAUGAAUGACGUAAAAUAAAGCCCACAUAAAUGCACGAUACAUUUGAAUCACCGCAGAAGUAAAAAUUUACUUUUCUUCAAGCUCAGAAUUAUAUCUUUUUACGUUUUGGGUAAAAUAAAACGGACACUGACACUAAUUUCACUACUAACAUUUAUUUAUUUUGCUCCUUAUCUGUAACAGUCUUUUGAAGAUUUCACAGUCUCUUCCACGAGUAAAGUGAAAACUGGUUCUUGAAAUAAAACAAUUCUAUUCGUUUAA
Messenger RNA from Acanthaster planci (crown-of-thorns starfish), 2133 nucleotides. RefSeq names its product carbohydrate sulfotransferase 11-like. Gene Ontology annotation, cellular component: membrane. Gene Ontology annotation, molecular function: sulfotransferase activity. Gene Ontology annotation, biological process: carbohydrate biosynthetic process. NCBI's taxonomy places the organism in Eukaryota, Metazoa, Echinodermata, Asteroidea, Valvatida, Acanthasteridae. The record is from RefSeq and is a predicted model, not a curated record.